This is a messenger RNA of Brassicogethes aeneus, 3630 nucleotides long. The record is from the annotation of a GenBank genome assembly. NCBI's taxonomy places the organism in Eukaryota, Metazoa, Arthropoda, Insecta, Coleoptera, Nitidulidae.
CAAGCUGUGAAUUGCGCGGCCAGCCUCGAUCACCAUUCGAUGUGACAGCUCGUGCGUUUGAUUGACGUUAACGCGAACAUUGUUUGACAGAUGUCAACGCUCGGGCAAAACCUAACGACAUGUGCAUGGUGGCUGUAUUUUAGCACGACAAUCAUGUAGAUAAUAUUCGUUUGCAUUUAUACGGGGUGUUGUGGUUCUACGAGGAGAUUUAUUCUGAGUGUUGUUAUGAGAUUUUGUUCUAUUUUUUGACGAAAUGGCUAUGUACGGGGUGUUUUUUGUUUCUGUGCUGGUGGUGAGUGUUUUUUGUCUAACUGUAAGUGGGAAUCCUUCGCCUAUGAAAAGAAUUUCAGAUGUGGCCAAAAAGGACCAUUGCAACAAAACAGUUGAUAUCUACGAGGAUGUGGCGAGUCCAGAACUAACGCCAGAAAAUGUCGGAAAACCAAUGACAUGUUGGUACCGGUUUAGAUCGUUCCGGGGAACACCCAAAGACUGGAUUUUAAGGAUUAAGUUCAAUAAAUUCAAAGUUGGAAGUUUGCUCAACGCUAGCCACUGUGAAGGGGGAUAUAUGCAGAUAGUGGACGGUAAUGCAAAAACAGACGUGAGUAACCGCAAGGAGCCAGGCAUGUUUUGCGGGGAAAGCGAGCAACCGCAGACUUUUAUGUCUGAGACGUCGUUUGUAAAGGUGGUUUUUCACUGCGAAAAUUUCACCGACCAGACGUACUUCAGCUUUGACACCAGGGCAGAACAACAACUGGUGGUUUAUCUGAGAUACGGACAGCACCCAGAGCUUUAUCCGAAUAGGAGAGGGGAAGUGGUGCAAGGAUCGUACUGUGAAAGAAUAUUCAGGGAUUGUCGUCUACAAACUUGCUACGUGCAAUCUCCAGCGUAUCCAGGAGUUUACCCAAGAAACCUGCACUGUAGAUACUACCUCAACACAAGGUUGCCAUUUAUAAAACUCUAUAUAGAAAAUGAAGAAUUUAACAUUGAUGGGCAGAGAUGCGAGAAUAUCAUGACCUGUCCAAUGAGACCUAUAUCAUCAGGCCAGCAAAACUGUCCGUUCGACUACAUAAAAAUCUACGACGGAAAGAACGAGUUCAGUCCCGUUAUCGGCACCUUUUGUGGCAUGGGGAAGUUCCCUUACUCCAUAAUUGGAACAUCGCAGGACCUUUUCGUCGAAUUUGUAUCCUCUCCUGCAGGCCCUCUGCUGAACACCGGUUUUCAUUUUAACGUUGGUAACUGGCCGGGUCACGUGGACACCGCAGGUUCGAGGAACGGCACCUGCGAUUGGCUCCUCACCUCAGAAACUCUCAGAGCCUCCCGGGAUUCAGAGGGAAUAUUUCUCAGCGUCGCACAUUGGUAUCCACCUCAUACAAGUUGCACUUACCUUAUGCAAGGAGAGGAAGGGGAAAUUGUGAGGUUGUACUUCCCAAGCUUCAGGAUAAACCGGAUAGAGUCCCCAAUCAAACCAAUAGAAGGUGACUGUGGAGAGUCAUUGACAUUGUACGAUGCAUCCUGGCCGGACGAUUCCAAAAUCAUCAAAACCUUCUGUGAUACCUUCUCCAAAGCAAUGGAAAAGCAUGAUUUCGUGUCCACUGGUAACUCACUAUUUGUGAGAUUCGAAAGCAAAACGGGAAGCUAUAGCGGCUCUUCAUUGUACUACUGGGCCCAUUACGAUUUCUUCAACAACACAAAACUUGGCGAACCUGUACCUGGUAAGCAAUGUGAUGAAGUUUUUGCUUCUUGGAGACAAACCAGAGGUUGGGUUAGGUCGCCUAUGAAUACCCUUGUGUAUAAGCAAGCUCAAAACAACGAAGACGUUCAGUGCUUAUACAGAUUUGUUACUGAUAAAAGGCUGUUUGCUAGGGUGAUACUUACCGUAACUAACGUCUACUUUAAGGACCAUCCAUUUACUCCAGGUCCAUGUACCAACUGUCUAGAAGAUCGUGUGGACAAACUGGUAAUCUGGGAACCAACCUCUACAGGCUCAAAUACCACUUACCCUGCUGUAUCACUGAGCAAAGCUGCUCAAAACGGAGAAGUUACAUGCAUAUGUAACAAACAAUCAUACCCAAUACAAGUGAUAUCUCAUGGGGAACAGCUCAACUUACAGAUGAUUGUGGAUAGUACACAUUCAGCACUGAGUUAUUUUAAACAUACUGCUCCACUUUUUGAGGCCCAGUAUGAGUUUGUACACGGCCCCCUCUGCGGGCCCCCCAUUAUACAUCCUGCAACCGAUGGAGAGAUUCAUUAUCCGUACUACGAGGCUAUAGGAUACGUUGAACCACCGAAAUCGAUUAGGUGUAUAUGGGAGAUAAAGGUUAGCAGAGAAAGGGACCUUUGGUUGCACUUCGACAGAAUCAAGUUUUCUUCGAAAAGCUGCGAUGAUGGGAUUGUGGAUAUAUUUCUUAAAGGUCGUUUGGAUCCUUACUUAUCACUUUGUGGCGAAAACGUAUCCUUGGCCAAGGAACUACCCAUAUUGUCAUCUGCAGAACUAAGUCCUGACAGUUCAGACCCCAGUAUUACAAUACAGUUCAUAGGAAGGACAUCUCCCACAAGAGCGGCAUUUAAAAUCGCCUGGACGGAACUUUUCCAUCUACCAAGAAAUGUAGAUGGAAGCUUAAUGCAAUCUAGAUUUACUGGAGACGCAGGAGUGGCCCAGGAUUUGGUGGAGGGGUGCGAAUUUGAAUGUCCUGGAGAACAAGGACUCUGCAUUCCUGCUAGACUUGUUUGCAACGGAAUAGUAAACUGCCCGAACGUAACCGACUAUAAAGGAACCGCCUUCAGCGACGAAUCGCCUGAGCUCUGCCUGAAGGAUUCCGUUCCCGAAAUCAACUGGAUCUACGUGGGUAUGGCAACGGUGUCCGUGCUUAUAAUGCUGUGUUGCUGUUGUUUUUACAUAUGCCGGCAGUGCUACCGAUGUUGUUGUCGGGACGACUAAAAAAAAUAGUGUAACUAAGAAAAUACAAAAAUCCCUGUUCAAUUUUUCGAAAGCCUUAAUAAAACAUAAUGAACUUUAUAUUUUUAAGAAUGCGUCUCGAUUUUUAAGGAAUAUUGGAAGGUCAUUUAAUAUUUUCAACAGUUUUAUUGUGAUAAAAAUACGUAAACUUCAAAAUUCAUCAAUUUUUAGGAAACAAUUUCGAAAAAAGUCGAGACCAAGACCCCAAAGACUUAAAAAAUAAAACCCAGUGAAAAGUGUUGUAUAAAUACCCUGUAAUAUAAAAAAAUUAAAAAUCCAACCCCAUAUUAUUAGAAAUUAGGUUUAUAGUACCUAUACCAAUUUUAAUUGUUAAAGUGACUUUAGUAUAUUACUUAAUUUAUUAUACAGAAUGUUUUUGGUAGGUAAUCUCCAAGAGAUUUUGGUUUUUCUGUAUUUAUAAAUUAAGUAAUUUAAAAAACUUACUAAAAUUUUAAUUAAUAAAAUGUAACUUUGCACAAUUUUUACAUAAAAACGUUUUAAAAAGAGAUUAAUAAAAACUCAGAAGCGACAAUGUUCUAAAGUUCGUUUGUAAAAAGUUUUAAUGCCAAAAAAAUGGAAAAACUGUAUAUUAAAGUGAUAAGUUUGUAUUUAUUUAUUUAUUUUAAAUAUUGUUGUAAAUAUAAUGUAAUUUCACAUUUUUAUGUGAUAAAAAU